AUGACGGUCGCUGGUGAGGUGGUGGUGAGUGGUUUGGACACCGCGUCUGAGUGCGAGUCCGAGUCAGACUUCGAACUGGACCUGGCCCUCGUGGAGGCCGAGAGACAAUGGCAAGAGUCUUUACAGCAGCUGAGCACGGUGCUCACGUGCGUCGUGCUGCCCAUCGUCGGGAAGUUCCUGGGAAGGAAAGUAGUCAAGGAUCAUAUGGCAACGGGCAGCGAAAUACUUUUUUCCAUUAGCCAGGGUGCGGUGUUCUGCACCCUUACAUACACACUUACAUAUACGUCUCUCUUCUUUGUAGUGGUGACUCACAUAAUCACACAUUAUUUGAUAUUUUUUUUUCUAUCUGUUUUUAUUUCUCGAGGAAUUAUUACAGCUCGAGAAAGGUUUGCGUGCUAG
Huiozyma naganishii CBS 8797 is the source of this 399-nucleotide messenger RNA. It is a transcript of the gene MIM2, whose product is annotated as Mim2p. The record is from RefSeq and is a predicted model, not a curated record. NCBI's taxonomy places the organism in Eukaryota, Fungi, Ascomycota, Saccharomycetes, Saccharomycetales, Saccharomycetaceae. The coding region runs from base 1 to 399 and encodes 132 amino acids. Gene Ontology annotation, cellular component: mitochondrial outer membrane. The transcript has a single exon. Gene Ontology annotation, biological process: mitochondrial outer membrane translocase complex assembly; protein insertion into mitochondrial outer membrane.